This is a messenger RNA of Loa loa (African eye worm), 444 nucleotides long. RefSeq lists its product as hypothetical. The coding region runs from base 1 to 444 and encodes 147 amino acids. The transcript has 2 exons. Lineage: Eukaryota; Metazoa; Nematoda; Chromadorea; Rhabditida; Onchocercidae. The record is from RefSeq and is a predicted model, not a curated record.
AUGUUCAGUUGGAAUAAGCGACGGGUAAAAGCUGCACCUCAUACUGGAGAGACAGGAAUUCAGAUCCGUUCUCUGUCUACUUAUGCUUACCACAGUAAUUCAUGCGGUCAGUUCUCCUCUACUAAUUUGCCUUUCAGCAACUUUUUGUGCAUUGCUUGUCCAUACCGCUGUUCGCGUGGGUGGGGGGUGAAUGUCCGAAGUACGUGGGCGGGGCAUCUGUGCGCUAGUUGUAUGCGUAUGUGGGGAAGAGUGAUCGAUAGUGGCAGGGCGAGCUGGCAAUGGUCUUGUCUGCAAAGAGUUGUGUGGAUGACAUGUGGACGUUGUGGCUCCCAUUGCCAACUAUAUCCAUUAUUGAUUUCUCCGGAGCCACCUCCGGUAUGUCUUGGAGGAUGGAGUGGAGCGCGUCGUAUACACACCUCCACCUCUCCUGAAGUCGCCGGAUGA